This is a messenger RNA of Saprolegnia parasitica CBS 223.65, 1816 nucleotides long. RefSeq lists its product as hypothetical. The record is from RefSeq and is a predicted model, not a curated record. Bases 1 to 1743 code for a protein of 580 amino acids. Lineage: Eukaryota; Oomycota; Saprolegniomycetes; Saprolegniales; Saprolegniaceae. The transcript has a single exon.
AUGUACCUUGUCUUUGCCUUGAUCGUUGCGGGGACGACCUACUUGCUCUCUGGCAUCGCCAACACGCCCGUCUACCUCGGCCUUGUCCAAGAAGGCUUCACCUCCAACCUCUACAACGUACCCAUCAAUGUCCUCCUCGAAGGGUCUGGCAACGUCGCGGCCACGUCGACCCGCGCAUCGCUCAGCGACCUUCUCUACAAGGCGUGUCGCGACCAUACGUGUGCCAGUGGCUUUACAGCGGCAUCCAACGAGCUAUGGGCGCUGGUCGGGUCAGCGUUCGCGUUGAUUCCCGAGUUUGACCAGCCGCAUUUCCAGAAUUCCAGCCACAUUGUCGUGUUCCAGCACAUCAACAACCUCAGCGGCUGGAACAAGGCGUCGGCCCAGUUUCACAUAUCUGGUCACGACAUGGCGAUCACAUGCAUGGUGCGCCGCGCCAGCUUUGUCUACGCUGGGCACUCGCACCCUAUCGUCGACUCGUUGGCCUUUUGCUCGCAGCGACCGUACGACCCGCAGUGGGUCUGCGAGACGGACGUCGAUGUGAGCGUCAACACGUAUGCGAUCCAGGUCCGGAACGGCGUCGCCGCGUACAUUGGUGUCACGCCGCGGGGCGAGGUCUACUUCAACCCUAACCACGUCGCAACCUUUCGCGGCAGCGCGCUCGGUGCCGUGGCGCUGAGCACGGUGCCGUCUAUCAACGAGUACCACCGCGGGUUCGUGCAAGCCAGUGCCGCGUGGGACGUGCUCGUCGCGGCCCGCUGCAAGAGCCUCGACCGCAGCACGUACCUCGGGUGGCUACUGCAGUGCCAGGGCUACGUCACAAUGACGUGGCAGUGCGACUCGCUCAUGCCGACGAACGCAGCCGUCCUGCUUGCCAUCGUGCUCUACCUCGUGCUGGUCCAGAUUGUGUUUCUGCGUCAAAGCCACAUCUGCUGCGUGCCCGUUGACAUGUCCAAACAUGUGAUUGGCGUCGCGAUCCUCGUCGUCGCGUUUGCUGGCAACGAAAACCUCCAGGCGCUCACGACGUACUUGUACCAGAACCCGAGCUACGGCAGUGUGUACUACUACGCGUUCUGCGGUCCCGCACAACUGGCAUCGAUCGUCGGCAUCAUGACGGGGACGCUCGUCCAGAUGUGGUUCAACCCGCGACUGGUGACCGAGACGUGGCUCCUUCUCGUGUUCAGUCUUCUCAACUGGAUUCUGGUCUUUGUCCUCGAAGCCUACGUGUUUCCAGGCAUGAGCACCAACGUGCCGGCUCGUUGUGCGCUCGUGACGACGUCCAACUGCAUCGUGUUCAGCGCCGUGCUGAAAAUGCACUUUGUCUCGGCCGGCGUCGCCAUGGGUGUCGUUGCGCUGGCGAUCGUCGCCGUGUACGUGCACUCGGCCUGCCGCUUUAGUCCUCCGACACCACCAACGUCCGUGCUCACGUAUUUUAACGCUGCACAGUACGAGCAGUUUCUCACGUCAUCGGCGGGCUGCGUCGGCGAGCGAGGCGCCGACAAUGGUGUGCUCCUCAUCAAAAGCAUGCUGCGCGUGGCACCCGAUACGUUGACGCGCACGACGAACGCACCGUACGUGCUGCUGCACAUGCUGCUGCCAACGAAGCUCGUGAAGCGACUGUACAGCGACACCAUCGGCUCGCUGCACGUCGUGCAUCUCCAAGAAAACGCCAUCGGCCGCACCAGCGGCUACAAAGUGCUCGACAAGAUCGAGGCGUCCAGCGACACGCCGCCGUGUUGCGUCUGAGAGGGCCGAAAUACACGUCAUCUUAUCCAAGAAUAGCGAGGUCGCGUGAUGUGAUAGUACUAUAAGCGUCUCU